Humulus lupulus (European hop) is the source of this 468-nucleotide messenger RNA. Its product is annotated as secreted RxLR effector protein 161-like. The transcript has a single exon. The record is from RefSeq and is a predicted model, not a curated record. NCBI's taxonomy places the organism in Eukaryota, Viridiplantae, Streptophyta, Magnoliopsida, Rosales, Cannabaceae. Bases 1 to 468 code for a protein of 155 amino acids.
AUGUAUGCAAUGUUACGAACCAGACAUGAAAUUUUCUACGCUGUGGGUAUAGUCAGUGGGUAUCGGUCAAAUCAAGGAUUCGAUCACUCAAUAUUAGUCAAACACAUUAUGAAGUAUCUUAGGAUAACGAGGGACUAUAUGCUAGUAUAUUACGGAGAGAAUUUGAUUCCAAUCAGUUAUAUAGAUUCUGACUUCCAGUCCGACAAAGAUUCUAGGAAAUCUACGUCUGGAUCUGAUUUCACACUUCGGGGUGGAGCAAUUAUAUGGAGGAGUAUAAAGCAAGCUUGCAUUGGUGACUCCACCAUGGAAGCAGAAUAUGUUGUUGAAAGCGAAGCAACAAAGGAGGUUGUGUGGCUUAGGAAAUUUUUGGGUGAUCUAGAAAUUGUUCCAAACAUGAAUAAACCAAAUUUACUCUACUGUGACACCAGCGGAGCAGUUGCCAACUCAAGAAAAGAAGAGAAGCCAUAA